AUGUGUUCCGGUUCAGAUAAUUCAAUAAUUAUUGAAGAACUGGAUGUAGAAAAGGUGUCGGUAGUAUGCUUUUUUAUUCAGUUACGGUAUCCUAACAUUAUUAUUGCAGUUAACAGUUACACCAUCGAAACAUUGAAAAUUAUACAAAGGAAGGAAAUUGAGGAACUCCUUCCUUCGCCGUUUCUUGCUGAGCGAACCAGAUUCAUUCAUGAAUUGGACUCUUGGAGGGAGGCACAGGGGCUUUCAAAAGUCAGCGAACAACCCGUUACUUGCAAUUCAUCUGCGACCCGAGACAACAACGCGUGGCCCUCUGAAGAGACUCAAGUGACACGAGAAGCCUGUACUGCCACCUUCUUAUUGAACGCGUCAUCGAAAGGGCAAGCCAUCCUAAGGAAGUACAGCAAAACCGCAUUCCUCUCCAGAUCUGACAAAAAAAGUGUCACCCACAUCGUUGUUGACGAGUUCAAAAACCGUUUUUCUAAGCUGUCAUCGUCGGAACUACUGGAUAGAGCUUGUGAGCUGAAGCAAUUAUUUCCCAGUGAGCCACAGGAAACCUGGUACCAACCAACGUUUAUCGCGGACAGCACAGGGAAAAGGAAGAAAAUUCGCAAACAAGCAAAAGGUCGUUUGUACGAUAGAAACAUAAACUACAGGGAAAUCGACUGGGACCGAAAGGAAUCAAAAAGAUCUGAAACAUCCGCUAAAGCUUCCGUUGACGUCUCCGAAGAAGAAGCUGCAGAGUACCAUAAGGUAAAAGCUUGGCUGGAACAUAACCAAGACGAAUGGGAGGAACUCAAAGUCAAGUGGAAGCGAUCUAGUCCGUGGCGACUGAUCGAAAUAACAAAAACAGAAAACCGAACGUGCGCUUCGAUACUUGCUGAAUAUCCCACACUCAGGAACCACCGUGGCUAUCAGCUUGUUCAGAUAGAUUUCCAGCAGAAGUUUUCCGGGAAGGAAGAAAUCUUAUUCGACCGUUGGAUCGGGUUCGCUGCAGCUACUCAAGAUAUCUUGCAGGUUGAAGUGACAGAUGCUAAUGGCAAGGCCCUCCUUGCAUGCUUAAAUGCUGAUGAUAUUUCAGAAGAUGCCAGGAAUUAUGUAAUCGUGUCUCUGCUGGCUCACAUUCUUCCUCGUACACAUGUUAAGUGUAUCGGUAAAAAGAUUUGGAAGCCAUCGUACAGCGAAGCGCAGGAAGGAGUUGUGAUUCAUGUGAAACAACUGUCGGACUUAGAAUCAACAUUGUCUCGCUUGUUUAAAGGAUGCCGGGAUAGGGGCAUUUCGUCUGCUCCGUUUAUUAUAGUUCGCGGGCCGGAUUGGAGAAAUCCCACCAGCUUUACAGUGUGGAACAACGUCGUGUCAUAUAAGCUGCCAAGCUUUUUGAAAGCGUUGGACGUGUGCAUCAAGAUCUACAAAGCGUAUGAUAUCAAUUUCCCGCCGCAGUCAGCAGUAAUUUGGAACUUGUUAUCAUCGUACCUAUUCGAAAUUGAUCCUGUUAAACAGGACGCCAGUGUUGAAUCGUUGUGUUCUGCCAUACGACUAAAGCUGUCAUCAAAAUGAUCCAUUGUAUAGUAAAGGGGUGCUCCUGGAAGACUAGCUCAAUCAACAUACUUUACGAGCAUCUGAAUCGAAUGCAUAAUUCGAUAUCAACUUAUAGCUGCAAUUAUAGCGGCUGCAUGCGAAAUUACAAUGUACGAGCAUCGUUCUUUCGACAUUUCAAAAAGCACUAUGAGGAUACAGCCAGCUGGAGGAACAUAAACUCCACCCACGAGAGCAGAAAUCUAAACGAAGUUCCACAAUUUUGUUCCGAAAGUGACAUGAUAACCGUUGAGAAAAAACAAAAUGUCAAAAAUAAGCAGGAAAAUAAAGAUGAACUUGAAACAAAAAACAACCAUGAAGAGAAAAUAGAUAACACGAUAAAUUUUAACGAUUUGACAUAUCAGAUGAAGAAUUUAAGCAUUAGCUUUAACCUGAAGUGGCUCAAUAUGAAUACGUUACCACGGAAAACUGUUUUUGACAUCCAAAAUGAUGUACGCACGAAUAUGCUUCAACCAUUCAAAGAGGUGGUUGCAACGAUGGAAGCAGUUGGUUUUAUUACAACUGAAAGUAGUAGGAUUUUCAAAAAAAUGUUUGACAUUUUUGGUGGUGUAGAGACGGAAUAUAAACUAAUCCAAGCGUUGAAAAGUUUAGAUUUGUAUGCAGUUCCUAGAGAAUUCAUCAUAAACAACGAACUGCGUGCCGGCGUUUCCAAGAAUCAACAGCAAUUGAGUAAUGAUCCAAUCGGUGGUAAGUAUCUAUUUGUCUGUGUUAAUCGCACCACAUCAUAGAAGUUUUUUUUUAGGUAUUUUAAUGCCCAUAAAAUUCCAAUUGAGGAAGUAUUUGGAAUCGCUCAACGUACUUCAAAUGAUUUUGGAUCACCUUCCUCCAUCCGAAGAUGGAUAUAUUCGUAGUCUGGUAGAUGGCUCCAUCUGGAAAAUGCGGACAAAAGGAUCACCAAAAAUCGUGAUUCCUCUGAAUCUAUUCUUUGACGACUUCACCACCACAGAUACAGUUUCACCACAUGCGUCCAGAACAUCAAUAUGCGCUAUAUAUUAUUAUAUACCAUGUUUGCCAGCUUUUGUUCUAGCCAAGUUAGUUAAUAUUUUAGUGGCAGGAUAUAUUUUGACGGAAGAUCGAAAGCAAUACGAAAACAAAGAACUUUUCAGUAAUCUCGUAGAUACAUUGAUUCACUUAGAGCAGGAAGGCAUAGAAGUUUCAUAUGAAGGUAAAAUUGUUGUAGUUCACUUUAUGAUUGGAUUUAUAACCGGUGACAACUUAGGAAUAUCUGGAAUUUUAGAUCUAGUAGAAUCUGCCCGAGCAAAUUUUUACUGUCGUGUAUGCAAACGAAACCGUCAGCAAAGAGAAACAGAUAUUCGUGAAUAUUCAGAAACUUUCCGUAACGUAGAAAGUUAUGAACGGGAUUUAGAACUAGAUGAUGUUUCAUUAACGGGUAUUAAAAAAGAUAGUAUUUUUAAUAGAAUCCCUUCUUACCACGUUGCCUACAACAUAUACUUCGAUUUAAUGCAUGACCUUUGGGAGGGAGUCUGUGUUUAUGGUCUUUCACAUUGCUUAAAUUACUUCAUUAAUACAAAGAAGCUAUUCACUCUCGAAGAACUAAAUGCAAGGAAGAAUCUUUUUGUUUUUGGAGAUUUAAAUUCAUCAAACAUACCCAACGACAUCAAAGAUGUGAACAUAGCCAAAAGUAAAAUUAAAAUGACAGCAAGCGAAGUUAAAACAUUAGUUACCUUUUUCCCUCUUAUAAUAGGCAAAAUGAUUCCGAUUAGUGAUCAAGUGUGGUGUUAUUUCUGUAAUCUUUUAAAAAUUUGUCAUAUUCUCAUGUUGCGAGAGGUACCACAUUAUUUAAUUGAAACGUUACGACAAUUGGUAGAAACUCAUCAUUCUCAAUAUCAAAAACUGUUUUGCGAUACUCUUAAACCAAAACACCACAACCUUGUUCAUUAUGCAUCAUCUUUGUUAACUUCAGGGACACCACGCCAUCAGUGGGCAAUGCGAGGAGAAGGCAAACAUAGGGAGGCAAAGCAGUACUGUAGAGUAAACAAUAAUAAGAUCAAUUUAUGCAAAUCUCUCAGCUUCAAAGCAGGAUAUAAAUUUGCAUUCAAUCUACUAAACAAUGCUUUCAUACCUUCUGUAUUGGAUUAUAGUGAGUCUAAAGUUACUUCACGAUCACUAUUACCAGGGCAUGAGUUUUUGUUACGAGAGUAUAGUAUGGAAAGUUCAGCUGAAUAUGUUGAAAGCGUAAUCAAGAAAGGAUCGGUUUUCGUGAAAGGUACAAUAUUUUACGUAUGGUAUCAUAAUUGCAUCAUGCUCUAUAGGCUAGAAUACAUCAUCAGAAUUAGAACUGAAGAGCUCAUUUUCAUCUGUUAUCGUAUUUAUCAUGAAACAUUUAACGAGCAUUUACAAUCAUUCGAAGUGUUCAUAUCAAAUGAGCAGAGAAUCAUUCCAAAUGCUGGGAAAGUAGAUACUUUUGCAGUUAAUUUGCAUGAAGUAGAUGAAAGAACAUAUUUUAGGCACUGUAACUUAGAAUAAGUUUGGCGGUAAAAUGUAUGGCAUAAUAUACGCAUCAAAAUAAUUUCUCACUUAUUUAAAAAAAUAAAACAAGAAAAUACCACGAAUUAUAAAAACAACCAUAUUCAUUUAUUGGGCUAAAUAAAUUUUUAUUUAAACCAAGAAAAAUAGCAUUUUUGGUUCAAAAAUUAACUCUGUUCCUUUUAAACACCAGAUAUUGUUGUUUCUCAAAAAAUCAUUUUUGCUUUAAAAAAAAAUAUUGUUACGCGGUCGUAUCAUCCCACUUUUGAAUUCAACAAUAAAUAUUGUUGAAACGAAAGCAUGAUUAUUGUUGAAUCAAAGAUAUUACUUUAUAAGCCGG
This is a messenger RNA of Ochlerotatus camptorhynchus, 4420 nucleotides long. RefSeq lists its product as uncharacterized. Bases 1 to 1554 code for a protein of 517 amino acids. Lineage: Eukaryota; Metazoa; Arthropoda; Insecta; Diptera; Culicidae. The transcript is spliced from 6 exons. The record is from RefSeq and is a predicted model, not a curated record.